CGCAAAGAAGGCAAAAUGGAGGCCAUCAAGAAGAAGAUGCAGAUGCUGAAGCUGGAUAAGGAGAACGCGAUAGACCGCGCGGAGCAGGCCGAGGUGGACAAGAAGGGCGCGGAGGACAAGUGCAAGCUGCUGGAGGAAGAGCUGCUGGGGCUCCAGAAGAAACUCAAAGGAAUAGAAGAUGAGCUGGACAAAUACUCCGAGUCCCUCAAGGAUGCCCAGGAGAAGCUGGAGCAGGCAGAGAAAAAAGCCACAGACGUAAGUAAAUAUCUAUCUAUCUAUCUAUCUAUCUAUCUAUCUAUCUAUCUAUCUAUCUAUCUAUCUAUCUAUCUAUCUAUCUAUCAUACCCGGAAGAGCUCCCGGACAGUUACCAUGGAGACGUGGUGA
This is a messenger RNA of Menidia menidia (Atlantic silverside), 384 nucleotides long. The record is from the annotation of a GenBank genome assembly. Lineage: Eukaryota; Metazoa; Chordata; Actinopteri; Atheriniformes; Atherinopsidae.